AUACUACUUUACGUCAAACGAAUGGUGUGUUUUGCUGUAGGCAUGGCGAAAAGUUCCAUUGCGUCGCUUUUGCUAGUUUUUCUACCGAUUUGUUAUGGACAAACGGACCCUCAACCGCAACAGAUUCACUUGUCAAGUACAGGAGACCCAACGGAAAUGAUGGUCACAUGGGUGACUUUAGCACAAACAGAAUACAGUGUUGUGCAAUACAACAAAGCCGGUUUACCCCUAACGCUUCAGACCUCAGGUACCGUAACCAAAUUCACUGAUGGAGGAUCAGCACACAGAGUGCUGUGGAUGCACAGAGUGAAACUAACAGGAUUGAUGCCUGAUCAAGUAUAUGAAUACCACUGUGGAGGAAUGGAAGGCUGGAGUGCUCUCUAUGAGUUUAAAGCUCUUCAAUCUGGUGUAGACUGGAGUCCUAGAAUGGCAGUGUUUGGAGAUAUGGGCAGUGUUAAUGCUAAAUCAAUCAGCUUUCUGCAAGAAGAAACUCAACAAGGACUCUAUGAUGCCUUCCUUCAUGUUGGUGAUUUUGCAUAUAACAUGGACACUGACAAUGCUUUAGUUGGAGAUGACUUUAUGAAUCAAAUUCAGUCAAUUGCUGCCUAUGUACCAUACAUGACAUGUCCUGGAAAUCAUGAAUCUGCUUACAACUUUUCCAACUACAAAAACAGGUUUUCAAUGCCAGGAAAUACUGAGAAUAUUUACUACAGCUGGAACAUUGGUCCUGCACAUAUCAUUUCCAUUUCAACGGAAGUGUACUUUGAUUAUCAGUACGGAAUUGAGCAGAUUGUCCAACAGUAUAAAUGGUUGGAAAGAGACCUGCAGGAGGCUACAAAACCAGAAAAUCGUGCUCAACGCCCUUGGAUUAUUACUAUGGGUCAUAGGCCAAUGUACUGCAGUAACUCUGAUGGUGAUGACUGCACCAAACAUGAGAGCAAAGUUCGCACUGGGAUCACAUCUGAACAUCUCUUUCGUCUGGAGGAUUUGUUUUAUAAAUAUGGUGUGGACUUGAUGCUUUGGGCUCAUGAGCAUUCAUAUGAACGUCUUUUCCCUAUCUACGACAGGCAGAUUUGCAAUGGAUCAGUUGAACAGCCUUAUACCAACCCUUGUGCUCCAGUACAUUUAACCACAGGAUCAGCGGGAUGUCAAGAAGACCAUGACCCAUUCGAGAAAGAUUACCCCCCUUGGACAGCUUUCCGUUCAGAUGAUUAUGGCUACACCCGUAUGACAAUUCACAACAAGACCCACUUGUACAUGGAUCAAGUCAGUGUGGAUAAGCAAGGUGAAGUCAUUGACAAAGUAAUGAUUAUCAAAGAGGAGCAUGGACCUGAUGCUUGGAUACGAAAUAAAUUGAAGGCAUAAAUUGAAUUAAGAGUGCAACUCUUCACAGUUCACACUGUAGAGUUGUCAGAAUUUUUCUAUAACUUUGUGAUUCUUAGUAAAAUUUUCCAUGGCAGUUGAAA
Pocillopora damicornis (cauliflower coral) is the source of this 1466-nucleotide messenger RNA. RefSeq names its product acid phosphatase type 7. The record is from RefSeq and is a predicted model, not a curated record. Gene Ontology annotation, molecular function: acid phosphatase activity; metal ion binding. Lineage: Eukaryota; Metazoa; Cnidaria; Anthozoa; Scleractinia; Pocilloporidae.